UUGAAUAGAAAUGAGAUCUUUACAAAAUGUUAUAAAUUAGAAAACUCUAAGCUUACCGCAUUGGAAACUCAAAUUGAAUCACUAAUUUCCAAAGUUAACCGAUUAGAAAAUGAUAAAAUUUUAUAUCAAACUGAAAAUAAUAAACUUAAAGAAGAAUUACAACGCAUUGCCAGCAGAUAUGACGACUCAACAAAUAACCUACCAGAACAAAUAACUGAAACAACAAGUAACCAGCCAUUACUAGUUAUCGACGUGGGGUUAGAGAAUCGAGCAGCAAGUGACGAGGAGGAAUCAAGUGAUUCAACAUGGUUGCUGGUUGAAUUCUCAGAACCAAGCACUGAAGAAAGUUCUGAAGAGAGUUCAGACGAACGUAAAAAAAGAAAAGGGUGA
Molecule: messenger RNA, 390 nt
Organism: Dentiscutata erythropus
Lineage: Eukaryota; Fungi; Glomeromycota; Glomeromycetes; Diversisporales; Gigasporaceae
Source: the annotation of a GenBank genome assembly